AUGGCCGGCCCUUUAAGCCGAUCCAACGAUGAUCGCGUCGAUGGAGGUCAAUACCGCGCCCCAGGCUUUGCUUCUCAUAUCGCCAAAUUGCGUGUAAAGAACAACGAGAAUAUACGCACAGUCUUUGCAGCAGGCUCCGGCGUGAAGAGCGCCCCUUCUGGUAGCGACGCCAUAGUGGAAGACAACGACUACGACUAUAACAACUACGACUACGACUACUAUAACUACGACUGCGAUGACAAAAACGAUGGUGACUAUGAAGACGACGGAGAAGAACAAGACGACAACUUCAACGACGGCCAAUAG
This is a messenger RNA of Fusarium graminearum PH-1, 306 nucleotides long. RefSeq lists its product as uncharacterized. The coding region runs from base 1 to 306 and encodes 101 amino acids. The transcript has a single exon. The record is from RefSeq and is a predicted model, not a curated record. NCBI's taxonomy places the organism in Eukaryota, Fungi, Ascomycota, Sordariomycetes, Hypocreales, Nectriaceae.